AUGGGAGGCACUGCAGUCAUCGUGCUGGAUGGAGAACGUGGACCUGUGGGAAACCAGCCUUUGCCAGCGUGGCUGCUGGGCAGACCUGCUCGGUUUUGUGUUGCUCCGAGGACUGUGUUAACGGGCGAGCCUACAACACCUCAGAGGCUGCCUGGCUGCAAGGCAGAGGAAGGCGCGUGCUUCGGCGCCGCUGCCAGCAGGUGGACUCCGAAAGCCCUCAUAGGAGGUGAGCUUCCUGUGGGGCCGGCAGACGAGCCAAGCCGGUGGAGGCACCUCUUCUCCUCCUCACCCCGUGGCCUCCUGCUCCCCAGCACCGCCCGGGCAAGCAAGAUGAAGUGGAGGAGGAUCGUGAUCUUUGCCAUCUCGCAGGCACAGCUCCCAGUCACAGAUGCUAUACCAAUUCUUGGACUGACAGACCCAAGACUCUGCUACGUACUGGAUGGAUUCCUCUUCAUUUAUGCAGUCGUCAUGACAGCCCUUUUUGUGAAAGCAAAGCUUAGCCAGGCCUCUGAACCACAGCUGCGACCAGGCCAGGAUGAUGUGUAUAAUAAACUGUCUCGUGGACAGAGAGAUGAAUAUGAUGUUCUGGGGGCAAAGCGAGGUGCAGACCCUGAGCUGGGCGGGAGACACCAGCAGAGAAGAAAGAACCCUCAGGACACCGUCUACACUUCACUGCAGAAGGACAAGAUGGGCGAGGCAUACAGUGAAAUUGGAAUGAAGGGAGAGCAGCAGAGGCGGCGAGGCAAAGGGAACGAAGGUGUCUACCAGGGACUCAGUACAGCAACCAAGGACACUUACGAUGCUCUCCAAAUGCAUCCUUUGCCCCCCCGCUAAGUGGGAGUCACAGAGGGGAUGGGCAAGAGUGAGAGAUGCCCCCCUGCUUUGGGGAGGAGAGGAGGGAAAGCCUUGUUCAUCCAAAACAAGCACUGUGUAUUUUCUCAGUGCAACAACCUACUUUGGUUGGUGCGCAGAGGGAGUAUGUCUGGACUUGGUCAGUCCCUUCUCCCUUCCCUCCUGAAUCAUGUAACUGCAAGCUUUAGCUAUUAAAAUGUACAUAUCUGUAAAGUUGUUUCCAAUAAUAGUGGUUAUUAGGCUGAUUUUUGUAAGAUUCAUGUUGUGGGACGAGACCACACCUACUAACACAGCUGUCUCCGUAGCUCUUACUUGCCUUCCAAGGGGUAUCGAGACAGGUAAUUAUAGUUUCAUUGCAUUUAAAGAACUUGUAAAGAUAGGGCUGUAGUUAUUUCCUGUAGUAUUUAUCUUAAGACUAUUUGACACAGGCCAGCUAAACUUUUUGCUUUAAAUUUACCUUUUAAAAACUGCUUCAGUAGAGGACGACUUUCAAUUGUAAAAAGUGAUGCGAUGUUACUGUAGUGAAGGACAGAGGCUGAACGCCAGCUUUUCAAUAUGAAGAAAAUGAGCAGUAAGCUCCAAGAAAAGAUCAAGCAAUGGCAUUGCCGCUCAUCCAGCACCUGGAGCUAAACAAGAGCCACAUAACCUGCGUAAGAGACUUCUCAGAAGGCAGAAGAUCCCCCUGUUACAACGAAAACAAGGAGAAUGGAUUCUGAUAAAGAGAGCAGUACUGGAAAAGCCAGGAAAACUCACCCUGGAGAAUCCCAUUUGGCUGAAGGGUUUGGCUGAAACGUCUGCCCCCUCACAUUAGCACCAUCUACAACUACCACUGCAGAACAGGCUCCCCUUGUAAGAGUUGGUAUGGUAAUUCUAAUGCCAGAAACAGACCAAAACUGUCGCUUCUGGGCAACAGAAACUGUACAAAAGCCAAUGUAAAUGCAGUUUCCAAACCAGUCUGUCAUCGGGUUACCUUUAAAAGAUGACGCAGGUAUCAUUCCAAAGAGAUACUGGUUCAAUAAUGUAAUGCAUUUUUGAUGAAUUAAUA
Messenger RNA from Gymnogyps californianus (California condor), 1897 nucleotides. RefSeq names its product CD247 molecule (gene CD247). Gene Ontology annotation, cellular component: membrane. The record is from RefSeq and is a predicted model, not a curated record. Gene Ontology annotation, biological process: cell surface receptor signaling pathway. Bases 1 to 834 code for a protein of 277 amino acids. Lineage: Eukaryota; Metazoa; Chordata; Aves; Accipitriformes; Cathartidae. The transcript is spliced from 9 exons. Gene Ontology annotation, molecular function: transmembrane signaling receptor activity.